CCGGGAUAGCCCUGCUGUAUGAGCAGGCUUGAGCUGAGGAGUGAACAGCAUUGACGGUGCACAUACUGCGCAGUGAAUACUUCGCAAUAUGCGUUGUAAACAUAUGCCAACAUAUGGUUAGGCAGUAGACAUCACUGCAAAGCCUGAGGGAGACCAAACCAUAUGCGGCGUUUCAGUGUUUAUGUUUGAAAAGCUCAGGUGUGUGGUCAGCAGUGCUUACGACGAGGAUCAUACCCAGGCGGCCAUGGCCAACUUCAGUUGUUCCAACACAGUUUUUGCCUUAGAGCUGUUCCGCGCUCUGAGCCAAGCCAACCCUGCUGGGAAUGUCUUCAUCUCCCCUUUGAGCAUCAGCUCAGCCUUGGCUAUGGUCUACCUGGGCGCCAAAGGAGACACAGCCACCCAGAUGGCAAAAGCCCUCUCAUUCAGCUUGGAUAAAGACAUCCACACAGACUUCCAAACACUCAACGCUGCCAUCAACUCACCAUCCGCUUCAUACAUCCUGAAACUAGCCAACCGCCUUUAUGGAGAAAAUACUUCCAACUUCCUCCAGGAAUUCUUGGAUGCCACACAGAAAUUCUAUGAUGCAGACCUGAAGGCUGUAAAUUUCAUCGGGGCCCCCGAAGACUGCAGGGUGGAGAUCAACAGCUGGGUGGAGCAGCAGACCGAGAAUAAGAUCAAAGAUCUUCUGAAGCCAGGCACAGUCAGCAGUAUGACAAGAUUGGCCCUGGUCAAUGCCAUCUAUUUCAAAGGCAACUGGAUGAACCGCUUUAAUGAGGAAAACACCCAAGAGAUGCCCUUUAAAGUCAACCAGAAUGAGACCAGGCCAGUCCAGAUGAUGUACCAGAUGAAAAAGUUGCCCUUCAAUUACAUCCCGGAGCACAGGCUGCAGAUCCUGGAGCUGCCCUACAUGCAGCAAGAGCUCAGCAUGUUCAUCCUGCUGCCUUUUGAGUCUACAGAGUGCUCUGACCCCCUGCUCCAGCUGGAGAAUGAGCUAACCCAGGAGAGAUUGGAUGAGUGGACCAACAGAGAAAACAUGGACAUCCACUCAGAAAUCAUAGUUCAUCUUCCCAAGUUCAAGCUGGAGGAGCAGUACGAGCUGAUGGAGCCUCUGGCCAAACUGGGCAUGACAGAUGUGUUCAGCGGAGACACGGCAGACCUGUCCGGAAUGAAUGGCGCGGGAGGCCUCUUCCUGUCUACGGUGGCCCACAAGGCCUUUGUGGAGGUGAACGAGGAGGGCACAGAGGCUGCUGCAGCCACAGCUGGUAUAGCAGCCUUUUGUGCGCUGAGAGAAGAACGCUUCACCGCAGACCACCCCUUCCUCUUCUUCAUUAGACACAACAAGACCAAGUCCAUUCUAUUCUUUGGCAGGUUCUCCUCUCCUCAGUAGGCAAGCCAGCCAUAGGAAGGACGAAGUUGAAUUCACAUGAAGAAAAAUGUUGAAAAUUCUCUUAAGGAAGUGCUUUGUUCAACACGCUUUCUGUUGUAACCAUAUUUUGCUAAUACAUAUUUGCAUCUAUCUUAUUACUGACAUGGAUAGCUAUUCCAUAUAAUAAUGGACAUAUAAGCUACUUUUUGAUGCGCUGUUUGUUUAAUAUAAACAAUACAGUGAGUUCCCAAUGUUAGGGAUAGAAUGCUUGAAAUAAAACAUAAAUAAACAAAAUUACAUUCAAUCUAAGACUUUUACAAACCAUUGACCGGUAUCUCUCGGUGUUUAUCCUUACCAGAGAAAUUUCAUAUUGCACUUGUACAGAGAACUGACACAGAAUUCUUUGCAUUGUUUUCAUGAUGGACUGCAUCGGCAUCACUUUUUGUAUCCGAUUCACUUUUUAUAAUGCACUGACAAUGAAACCUAAAUACAUUUUUAAGUGUUGAUUUAAUUCAGACAUUUACAAGAACUUGUUUAAUCUGUCUAAUAAAAUUGUACUGGCCCACCAGUCUUGGAAAAGGAAUUUAGACCAUGCAGAACUCAAACUGAGCUGAAGCCAAUGCAAAUAAAACUCUCUGAAUCAGCAUUCCUGGAAAAACAAAGGGAAUCCUUUCAGCUGCAGGCAGGCGUUUUCACUGGUGACAUGAUCUAACCCAGCAGCAGAGAGUCCACUGCAACUUUAAAGCACUAGUUCCUAGCACUGAUCUGAUUAGCUAAAAUAAGGAGCAGCAUCUUUUUAACAGCAAUAAAGUAAUCAAGACACAAACCUGCCUACAAAGCUUAAUUCACUCCCUUUUGGUCUCUUGCACAAUGUGAUAGUGAGGGUAGGUGGAGUAAAUUUCACAUUUGGUCUGUUCAGGUUGGUAUUUAGGUAGAUGAGGCUGAUCUAUAACUGAAGUACAUACGCAGUAUACUGAGCUGGGUGACAGCAUCAACCUCAGUAUGUGCUCAGUCAGUGCUGUCCUAGUUGCACCUUUCUUUCUUUCCAGUAGGUGGCACACAUGAUUACUAAAUGACAUGGUUUUGAGACACCAGUAUCAAAAAACAAUCUCAAAGCGCCCAAAACUGUAAUAUGUUCAAAGGAGAGUAUUAAUUAUAGUCCUCACAGGGAAAAGGACACCAAAGCGGGCUGUCCUUCGUGCAGCUUUUUACGAAACCUUACAUGUGCA
Molecule: messenger RNA, 2595 nt
Organism: Myripristis murdjan (pinecone soldierfish)
Lineage: Eukaryota; Metazoa; Chordata; Actinopteri; Holocentriformes; Holocentridae
Gene: serpinb1
Product: serpin peptidase inhibitor, clade B (ovalbumin), member 1
Exons: 7
Coding region: 182-1387 (401 amino acids)
Biological process (GO): negative regulation of endopeptidase activity
Molecular function (GO): serine-type endopeptidase inhibitor activity
Source: RefSeq, a predicted model, not a curated record